Molecule: messenger RNA, 1940 nt
Organism: Octodon degus (degu)
Lineage: Eukaryota; Metazoa; Chordata; Mammalia; Rodentia; Octodontidae
Gene: Tbxa2r
Product: thromboxane A2 receptor
Exons: 4
Coding region: 475-1509 (344 amino acids)
Biological process (GO): positive regulation of vasoconstriction; positive regulation of cytosolic calcium ion concentration; positive regulation of blood pressure
Cellular component (GO): plasma membrane
Molecular function (GO): thromboxane A2 receptor activity
Source: RefSeq, a predicted model, not a curated record
CCCAGCCCACCCCGCCACUCCGACCCUUGGGGGAGCCGCUCGGCGCCCCAGCGCUCCUUGCCACCACGCCCUCAUCUGGGCCCGCCCGUGACCCGCAGCUGCCCGACAUCUGUCAGGCCCACUCCCCUGUGACUCAGUUUCCCCAGCAGUCCCCGGAACUGGAUUCCCGUAUCCCACGCUUUGCCUGCCUUCCGCUCUCCUGCCCGCCUCAAGGCGCCAGAGCAUUUGCCCUUGGGCUCGCGAGACGACCUGAGACUCCGCGGAGCAGCUCCGCAGCCGGGCCAGGUGAGAGCCACAGGUCCUGUCUAUGCCCUGUGUCGUCCUCAACUCCCCCUGAGGGACGCAAGGCCAGUGUCUAUGGGCUGCGGAGGGAGGGGAGGCCGCUGUCUUCUGUAGCCUCUUCAGGCAGAUGUGCCUGACCCUGGGCCAGCCGGAUGGGGUGGUGACCCGCUGAGACCUGCGCCCUCCAGCGCCAUGUGGCCCAACGAUACUGCUCUGGGGCCGUGUUUCCGGCCCACGAACAUCACGCUGGAGGAGCGGCGCCUGAUCGCGUCGCCCUGGUUCGCGGCCUCCUUCUGCGUCGUGGGCCUGGCCUCCAACCUGCUGGCGCUGAGCGCGCUGGCGGGGGCGCGGCCGGGCGGCUCGAGCCCGCGCUCCUCCUUCCUGACGCUGCUCUGCGGCCUGGUCCUCACGGACUUCCUGGGGCUGCUGGUCACCGGCAUCAUCGUGGUGUCCCAGCACGCGAUCCUCUUCGACUGGCGCGCCGUGGACCCGCGCUGCCGCCUCUGCGACUUCAUGGGCGUCGCCAUGGUCUUCUUCGGCCUGUGCCCGCUGCUGCUGGGCGCGGCCAUGGCCUCGGAGCGCUUCCUGGGCAUCACGCGGCCCUUCUCGCGGCCGGCGGCCGCCUCCCCGCGCCGCGCCUGGGCCUCGGUGGCGCUGGUGUGGGCGGCGGCGCUGGCGCUCGGGCUGCUGCCGCCGCUGGGGCUGGGCCGCUACUCGCUGCAGUACCCGGGCUCCUGGUGCUUCCUGACGCUGGGCGCGGGCGCGGGCGACGUGGCCUUCGCGCUGCUCUUCGCGCUGCUGGGCGGCCUCUCGGUGGCGCUGUCCUUCGUGCUCAACACCGUCAGCGUGGCCGCCCUGUGCCGCGUCUACCGCGACCAGGAGGCCGCCCAGCAGCGCCCGCGGGACCGCGAGGUGGAGAUGAUGGUGCAGCUGCUGGGCAUCAUGGUGGUGGCCAGCGUGUGCUGGAUGCCGCUGCUGGUCUUCAUCGCGCAGACAGUGCUGCGGAAGCCGCCGGCCAUGAGCGCCUCCGGCCAGCUGUCCCGGGCCGUGGAGAAGCAGCUGCUCAUCUACCUGCGCGUGGCCACCUGGAACCAGAUCCUGGACCCCUGGGUCUACAUCCUCUUCCGCCGCGCCGUGCUGCGGCGUCUCCAGCCGCGCCUCAGCUCGCGGCCCCGGUCGCUCUCCCUGCAGCCGCAGCUCACCCAGGACGCCAGGGGGCCACUCUGACUGGGGGAAGGGGUGCCCUUUUCCUGCCUGCGGGGCUCCCUGGUCCCUGUGCAACACCCCCUUCCCUGCCCUGCCCCCUCAUGCCCCCAGAACUCCCAGGUCUCCUCCAGCCCCAGGAGGGAGUUUGGGGGCUCCUGGAAGGAAUCGGACUACGAAGCUCAGAGGAGCUAGGCUUCUUCCCGAAGCCUUCUGAGCUGGGGUGAACCUCUAAGAGGAGGCCUUGCUGAGGUCAAAGACCUCCUCCGCAGCCCUACCUGGAGCGGCUCUGCCGAGACCAGGUUCAGCGUGCAGAGUGUGGAGGAGUUGGUCGCGAAGCUGAGGCAGGAGCGGUCUAAACUGAGCCCCGCCUGAGCAAUUUAGCCAUCUAGUGAGAGCCUGUCUCAAAUUUUAAAAAGGGGGUGGGGUGGGGAUGUAGCUUGGUGCUGAGCACU